AUGGACGUAACAUCACCACCGCCCACCACCACUACAACAACCACCCCCACCACCAGCUCUAUCAAAGCUCUUGAUCAGGAUGCUCGGAUCCAACCAAAUAGUGUCCAAAAACAGCUCCCACCACCGUUUACAAACGGAGUGCUUAAGCGUCAUAAACCUCGGCAUCACCACAACCCGACGCCGGUGGUGGUGACAUACAGAGAAUGUUUGAAGAACCACGCGGCGAGUAUGGGCGGACACGCAGUCGACGGUUGUGGAGAGUUUAUGCCGUCGGCGACGUCAACGCCGACUGACCCGACAUCGUUAAAAUGUGCAGCUUGUGGUUGUCAUCGCAAUUUCCAUCGCCGUGACCCGGACGAAUCAUUUCUGAACAGCCCACCUGUUCAACACCUCAUCGAGUACCAACCACACCACCGCCAUCACCCUCCACCACCUCAACCACAACCAAUUUCCCUCGGCGGAGUUAGAGGAAACAGUUCUAGUCCGGCGGAUUCCCCAUCUCCACCUCCGAUCUCCUCAUCUUACUACCCAUCAGCACCACACAUGCUCCUAGCUCUCAGCGCUGGCUUAUCCGCACAAGCGCCGGAAAACCACCACAACCCCUCAAUUCACUUCACCCCAUCCUCUGCCGGCGGCAGCAUAAUCGGGUCUAACUCAAAUGGGAAAAAACGAUUCCGAACAAAAUUCACUCAAGAUCAGAAAGAAAAGAUGCACGAAUUAGCUGAACGGGUCGGAUGGAAGAUGCAGAAGCGAGACGAAGACUUAAUAAUCGGAUUCUGCAACGAAAUUGGAGUCGAUAAAGGGGUUUUCAAAGUCUGGAUGCAUAACAACAAGAUGACGUUCGGCAUCAAGAAAGAUUCCGGCAACCACAACAACGACAAUGGAUCUCCCGGCGGUGGAAUUGAUUUCUUAACAAAUAGAAAUAACCACCACGAACACCACCAGCCACCACACAACGACAGUAUUAGCAGCGGUGGUAAUGCUAUCGGCACUAAUGGUUCAUCUUCAUCUUCUUAA
Molecule: messenger RNA, 1017 nt
Organism: Lactuca virosa
Lineage: Eukaryota; Viridiplantae; Streptophyta; Magnoliopsida; Asterales; Asteraceae
Source: the annotation of a GenBank genome assembly